Messenger RNA from Cladocopium goreaui, 1857 nucleotides. The record is from the annotation of a GenBank genome assembly. Lineage: Eukaryota; Dinophyceae; Suessiales; Symbiodiniaceae.
AUGGACUACGCAACAGCAUUAUUUUACCUCCGUAAGUUCCUGGGCUGUCCGUGGCGACAGAGGUCCGAUCCAUUGCAGGACUUGAAGUUGAACUUCACACUGCAUUCACUCAAAGCCACCUUAUUGUCAUGGGGUCCACAACUGCAUGAGAAAGUUACACCGGAGCAACGGCUAUCACAAGGCCACCAUUCAGAUCCAAACAGCAGUUUGGACACAUACUCUCGUGAUGUGGUAUGGACUUCUCUGACCUACCAGCGUAAGAUGAUCCAUGAGGUACAGAACGGAUGGCGACCAGCCAUUGCUCAGCAUAGGGGCAGCCAAGCUCCUAUGGUGGAACCUCUUGUGGUACUGGAGAAGUUUGUGAAGCCCCUCCAACCGUUUGAUUUUCAAUGGUUCAAUUUCAAUGCAGCAGCGGAGACUAUCUCUCCAGAAAAAUUCGAAUCCUCCGACGACAGCUCGGACAGUUCUUCCGAUUCCUCUUCCGAAGAAGAGGUGGUGGAACCACAACCCAAGACCUCCAAAGUUGAUCUUGGGCCCAUGGAGAUGGAUGAGGUCCUGGUGGGACGAUACCGUUCAGUGGUUCAUGCACUGGUCAAGGCUGGCGAUGAUGAAGACUGGCGUCCUCGUUGGCAGGGACAGCCACUCAAACCGGCAUGUGGACGCCAAGUGCGUGGAGUGGAGACCUUGGAGGAUAUCCUGACCAAGAGUGGGGUCGACUCCAACCUCACGAAUGCCUUAAUGAUGGAAGGUUGGACGUGCCAAACGUUUCGCAUGGCUGCAGCAGAUUCCCAAGGUUUUGAAGAUGUCCUUCACGAGUGGUCAUCCUUCACAUACUUUGUCAACAUUUCAGAAGGCCUGUCUACGUACAGCUUUUCAAUCUCUACAGCCUUUCCAGGGACCCACUUCCUCCACUCCUACGCCAGCGGUGACCACCAAUCCAGCAGCAGGAUCUUGGGUGGAGUCAUUCCCCCCAAGUUGGAAAGUGGAGUCCUCUUGGCCAUGAAGCAGAAGUUCAUCUCCAACUAUCCGUCCGAACUUAUUCAUGCAGAUGUUUUUCCAUCCACUCGCCUUGUGAGCUUGGUGCAUGAUCAGCUCACCAAGAAAACAUGGAAAUGGAUCCCAUGGAAGUAUCGCAUCUCCCUGACUAAGUCGGAAGAGAUCUCCGGCAAUCGAGCUCAGAAGAUGCCUCGGUUGGAUACUCUUGGCCUACACGCCCUAUUACUCGAUGAUCCUCCUUCUUUGGACAUCUCCAACAACUCCAUGGGAGUCAAUUCCAUCCGCAACAUGCUCGAAGUUCACGAUCGAGCUAUUGCCUUGUGCCAAGGCGCGCACCUGGCCAAUCUCAAGGCUUAUACCCACAAGUUCUUGGGCUUCUUGACAGCCAAAUAUGAGGGUGACCUCAGGAACCCUAGUAUCUUAGAAGCUCAGUCUGCGGACCAGAAGGUUUGGACCGUAAUUGCAGAACUUAUGGAGAAGGGUUGGGCCAUGGAUGAUUGCUUGCACGAGAUGACCAAUCUCCGUCACGACCUACCCAGUUUGCUACAACCACGUCCUCGAGCACUUCGCCUUCCGACGGCUCCUUCACCACAAGCAUCCUCUCCGAGAUCGGAGGGACCGAAAGGCAAAGGUCAGGGCAAGUCUAAGGGCAAACACAAUGCGGGCAAAUCCAAAGGCCGAACCCAAUGGAUCACCGAAAUUCAAAAGGAUGGGAACUUCAAGCAACUCUGCAUGCGAUUUCAGAUGGGCCGCUGCCAGAAUCCUACUUGUGGCUUCCAACAUGUGUGUGCUUAUCCUGUGGAGGGGAAAGCCUGUGGCAAGAAUCAUGGGGCGAUGUCGCACUUUGCGACGCCUCACUGA